UUUGAAGUGGUUGGCGCAGGUGUCAAAUCCUUAGCAACCUCCAUCAUGGCGGCUCGCACAGCCUCAGCGGCCUAUCGUCUACUGCAGUCUCCUCUGUCAGGGCAGCCCAGGCAGGUUCUCUCUGGAUUAUGGACACAUAGCAGGGAUUAUUCUUCGAAUCAAAUCAUACCCCCACCUGCCAAGUAUGGAGGAAGACACACAGUGACCAUGAUACCAGGAGAUGGGAUCGGCCCGGAGCUCAUGUUGCACGUGAAGGAGAUUUUCAGGCAUGCCUGUGUACCUGUGGAUUUCGAGGUGGUUCACGUGAAUUCAACUGCUGCAGAUGAAGAUGACAUUCAGAACGCCAUCACCGCCAUCAGGAGGAACAGGGUGGCACUGAAAGGUAACAUUGAGACAAACCAUAACAUGCCUCCAUCCCACCGAUCUCGAAAUAACUUGCUCCGCACCAGCCUAGACCUUUAUGCCAACGUCAUCCACUGCCAGAGCCUGCCUGGGGUGCAAACGCGCCAGAAGGAUAUUGACAUCCUGAUUGUGAGGGAGAAUACAGAGGGAGAGUACAGCAGCCUGGAGCAUGAGAGUGUGUCUGGUGUUGUGGAGAGCCUGAAGAUCAUCACUCGGACAAAUUCUCUACGCAUUGCAGAUUAUGCGUUUAAACUGGCAAGAGAGCAUGGUCGCAAGAAAAUCACAGCAGUACACAAGGCUAACAUCAUGAAGCUGGGUGAUGGACUCUUCCUUCAGUGCUGCAAGGAAGUUGCAUCAGGGUAUCCUGAUAUUACUUUUGAAAGCAUGAUAGUAGACAACACCACAAUGCAGCUUGUAUCCUACCCCCAGCAAUUUGAUGUCAUGGUGAUGCCCAACUUGUAUGGCAACAUUGUAAACAACGUCUGCGCUGGCCUGGUUGGUGGUCCCGGACUUGUACCAGGGGCUAAUUAUGGGAGCGUGUAUGCAGUUUUUGAAACGGCCACCAGAAACACAGGAAAGAGCAUUGCCAACAAAAACAUUGCAAACCCCACAGCCAUGCUUCUGGCCAGCUGCAUGAUGCUUGACCACCUCAAGUUACACAGUUACGCAACGUCCAUCCGGAAGGCUAUACUGGGCAGUAUGAAUGAACACCGGAUGCACACGCCUGAUAUUGGAGGUCAAGGCACUACCACUGAAGUAGUGCAGUCAAUCUGCAGGCAAAUUAUUAUCAAGAACGGCCGUGCAGUAACAGUCUGAAAAGAAGCAAGUGCUACAGGAAGAGCACAAAUCACAUGGCUAAAGGAUGCCUAGCCUCGUCGCAAGGAAUGUGAGCCAGAACGUCCCUCUUUCAGUCAUUUGUCAUGCUGCCUUUUACUGUCCGAUUCCACAUUUUUGAGCAAUUGUGCCCCAAGUAGUGAAUGGGGAUAAUAUACUCCACACCCCUCUGUAUAACCAUGACUUUGCUUUUUCAAAUUACUAUUGUUUGCUGCAGAAUUCUCUGGCAUAUUGAAAGCUUAAAGUAACAUUUAAUUAGGGGAAUAAUUGGGGCCCUUGCUUUCAUUUUGCGUGUUUGCAUGUUUUGUACAAAGCCAGGUCAGUGCCCAGAGAUCUCUUCUACUGAAUGUAAGUGUGCUUUACUGGAGUAUUUAUCGGCACUUGUAUAUAAUCAUCAGUUAUGUAAGGGCGGUUUAUACACUAAACUGAGUUACAAUGAACUGAAACUAAAUCGCUGAGUCAGUGUUUAAACUUUUGUUUGUUGUCUGUGAGAUUUGAUCCACCGCAGAGGAAUAUACUUAUUCAUUCAAUACCGUUUGAUGCUACCAGGCAAUUUUUCUUUGUGGAAGUAAAUAAAAUUAUUCACUCCAAUAUCCAA
Molecule: messenger RNA, 1834 nt
Organism: Pelobates fuscus (common spadefoot toad)
Lineage: Eukaryota; Metazoa; Chordata; Amphibia; Anura; Pelobatidae
Gene: IDH3G
Product: isocitrate dehydrogenase (NAD(+)) 3 non-catalytic subunit gamma
Exons: 14
Coding region: 46-1218 (390 amino acids)
Biological process (GO): isocitrate metabolic process; tricarboxylic acid cycle
Cellular component (GO): mitochondrion
Molecular function (GO): magnesium ion binding; oxidoreductase activity, acting on the CH-OH group of donors, NAD or NADP as acceptor; NAD binding
Source: RefSeq, a predicted model, not a curated record